UCGGUGACGCGGUUUGUCGCGUUUUUGGUUCACCUUUUUUUUUCCUCCACACCACUUCUCUCACGCGACCGCCGCCGCCACUCGCCCUCCCCGGACCGCCACCGCCCGACGACCCUCCGACGCGUCGAGCACUGCUGCACAUAGUGUGCGUUGUACAGUCGCGCCGGUUCGGCUACCGUCGGCCGCACCGCCGCCGAUCACGCCUGCCAAGCUCGCGUGGGCCGUCGUUUUUCCGACCGCGUUUUCGGUUUUUUCGUUUUGGCUCGGUUUUUUUUUUUUUUUUUUUUGUACUUUAUUUUCUAUUUUUGUUUAAUAAUUUCUCGUCACUCUUCUCCGACCACCACUCAGGUGACGAGUCCGUCGCGGCAACACUCCGUGCGUCUGUCUUCCUCAACAGUGUAGUGAUCUCGUCGUCUGCCGCCGACAUAUAAUACCUACCGUCGAGACUUCUGCAAACAACAUGGACAUCGACGCAGUGUACCAGAAAUACGUGGCAUGCAUUCUCGAGGAUGUGAGGGCCAUCCACGGCAAGGAGAUGGUGGCCACAGGCAGCCCGUCCGUAUUCUGCUCGGUGUUGCCCGGCCACUGGCGAUCCAACAAAUCUUUGCCGAUACCGUUCAAGGUGGUCGUGCUGGAUGAGGUUCCCGACGGUGCGGUCGUCGUCGUACAGGCCGGAAACGACGAGAAUCCGUCGGCCGACAUGAGGAACUACCGAGCCCUGUCCGCCACCGGCAUCGCCGUCUUCAACGACCUCCGAUUCGUCGGUCGCAGUGGAAGAGGUAAGCUGUUAACGCUCACCAUCACAGUUCAAUGCAAGGACCAAGCAGUGUUAGUAGCCAACUACGUAAAGGCCAUUAAAAUCACCGUCGACGGUCCAAGGCUCCCUCGGUCGAACCAUAGAGACGUGAUCCACGGCUACGGUGGCAUGUUCCCAAUGCACGGUCCCCUGCCGCCUUACGGCAUGAUCAUGGAAUACAAACGACUUCUGGAGGGCGCAGCGUUGCCUGGGUCGCUCAACUACCAGUACAUAGCGGCCAAUUACUUCCAACUUCACAACGCAAUGGAAGCUUCGCAGAUGUAUUGCGACUUGCCACCCCAGUCGGCGUUCAACUUCGCCGGCUACAACGGUCUACACGGUUUGCCGCCCACGCCGCCGCGCACCGAGGAAGAUCCGACAGCGGCUACGCCGGCGGCGCAGGACGACUGCGGCGUCGGUAGCGUCGUUCCCACGAAGCGACAACGGCACGCGGCCGAGACGGCUCGAGCGGUGGCCACCACGGCGGCCGCGACAGCGACCACCACCUGCCCGGACGACCGACUCCGGCCAGAGUCGUGCAAGAGGCCCAAGCGCGAGUCUGCUCCAAGUCCGGACAUCGACAUCGUCAGCGUGGGCGUCGUCCGGUCGUCCAGUCCGGAAGUGCAGCUCAAACCCCGCCAGGAGAAGAUCUGGAGACCUUACGGCGCCACCGACGAAUAGCGUCCGACGCACGACCCUGUAAAUAAUAUAUCGUCGCAGAUAAUAAUAAUAUUAUAUAUUAUAAAUUAACGAUCGUGUAAAACGUGUAAAGAAUCGAUUUUUGGUUCUCGUUUGUUUCUACUGAAUUAACAAUGUUUCUUAACGAUGUAUAUUAUAAUAAUAUAAUUGUACAUGCAUAUUAUAAUAUGUGUAUAGACAAUCAACCAAUCAACCGAGCAUUUAGGUUAUAUAAUUCAAUGUUGUGAUAUUAGCGUUUAGGUUUAUAAACUAUUAUUAUUAUUGUAUUAAUAUUUACGUGUAAAAAUGAUUUUUUAUCAAUACCCGGGGCCUUUUUUAUUAUUAUUGUAAUCUAUAUAGUAUAUACGUCACAUAAGUGUAGAAGUUGCCAAAAUAAAACCAAAGCAUAUUCUAUAUAUAUUCGCCCUCUGACAAAAACGGGUUUUUUGUACGACGUUUUAUGACGUGCGCGUACGUCGUUCAUGAAAUCGUGGUCCGUUUUUGUGAUAAAUAUAUUUAUAUAUAUAAAUGUGUAUAGUCUGUUAUACUAGUGUGUGAAUUUGUUAAACGAAAAAUGCAUAUGAAUAUAUAUUAUAUACAUGAUAUAUACGUACAUUAUAUAUUAUGAUAUUGAAUUUGAAAA
This is a messenger RNA of Aphis gossypii (cotton aphid), 2117 nucleotides long. RefSeq names its product segmentation protein Runt-like. NCBI's taxonomy places the organism in Eukaryota, Metazoa, Arthropoda, Insecta, Hemiptera, Aphididae. Gene Ontology annotation, biological process: regulation of DNA-templated transcription. Bases 461 to 1477 code for a protein of 338 amino acids. The record is from RefSeq and is a predicted model, not a curated record. Gene Ontology annotation, molecular function: RNA polymerase II cis-regulatory region sequence-specific DNA binding; ATP binding; DNA-binding transcription factor activity, RNA polymerase II-specific. Gene Ontology annotation, cellular component: nucleus. The transcript is spliced from 5 exons.